AUAUGUAACCAAAUUUUACCAAAUAGAUAUUGAUAUGUAAAGUUCGGAAGAAAAUUUAAAUUUUAAACUUUAAAAAUGAUUAACUUACAUAAAACGCUAUACUAAAAUGUCUACGAAAUUGCCAAAAGCAACUUUGAAUUUAAAACAGUUUCUUCUGCGUCAAGAAGUAUUAAGAUUAUAUAGAGACAUAAUCCGUACGAUACGACUCGUGCCCGAUGAACUGACCAGAAUCGAACUUAAGCAAUGGGCUCAAUCUGACUUCAAGAACAAUAAACAUCAUACAGAUGAAACUACAAUCAAAACCAUGUUGCACUAUGGAAAAAAAACACUAAAGGAUUUGCAACAUACACUUGCUUUAAGUCAAAGCUAACAUAAACUACAUAAUUAAAUAAAUCAAAAUAUAUAUUAUCAUUUUAAGAUAGGCUGUUUGUAGAUUUUCUGAAGUUUUACAUUAUAACAAGUAGUGAUGUUUCAAUUGUGGUCAUAUCGGUCAAAUAACUUUUUUUAUAUUUAAAUCCAUUUAGUUCAUCGUAGUGGUCAAACAAGUGUUUAAUGGAAGUGAGUAGUUAAUUUGUAAUCUUAAAUAUUCAUUUAGAAAAAAAGCCAGUCAGCAUAACAUCAAAAACAAUAAGUAAUACAUGUCAGUUCUAAAUACACACUCUUCACCCUAAAGAAAGUUAAAAAACUGAACUAAAUAAAAGUGCAAACAAAGUAAUGACACAAAUGCUACCAUUAUAUUAUAGUGAUAUUAAAUCGAUAAUACCAUUCAGAAACAUAUAAAAAUUAUAAACUAUCACAGUACUGUAUAACACUAACAGAAACAUUUCAUUAAUUUAGACUAGAUCUAACAAGACGAUUAUGUAUAUAGAUAAUAAAUAGUAUGGAAAUGUUUAAAUAAUAAAUUUAAUAUAUGAAAUUUUACAAUAACCAA
Molecule: messenger RNA, 931 nt
Organism: Bombyx mandarina (wild silkworm)
Lineage: Eukaryota; Metazoa; Arthropoda; Insecta; Lepidoptera; Bombycidae
Product: LYR motif-containing protein 2
Cellular component (GO): mitochondrion
Source: RefSeq, a predicted model, not a curated record